GCUAUGGCAAUGCCUUUAUCUCCACUGUCAUUACUCCAACCCGGUGAAGGUUAUGUUUUAGAACAACAACAACCGUCGUAAACAUUCUAAAAUCUCUGACUUGUAUACCUCAGCCGAAUCACGAAACUCCCAGCAAUGACUGCCGAUAUUUUCAACUUGCAACUUCCAGAGGUGAAGCGGGAUCUCUACGCGGCCAUAAUCGAGUGCAAUAAACGAUGUCUGACGCGAACCGCCAAGUGGUUGGCCGAAAUGAACCACGGACUGGGCGACAUAGCUGUGCCCGAAAAUGUCCAUCAGGAUGUCUCGUCCGGUAUAGCAGAGAAGGAGUACGAUGACUACUAUCUGGCUAAAAGUUACUUUGAUUUGAGGGAGUACGACCGGGCUGCGUACUUCACACGGAACUGUGAGUCGCCGGUGCCUCUGUUUCUACGUUUUUACUCGACUUACAUGGCCCGAGAGAAGAAACGCUUGGACAGCAUAACAGAUAAUUCGAACCUGAAUGACAGUGGAUAUAUCAAGGACUUAUCGGACUUGUUAGCGCAGUUAAAAUCGCUGCACAGUCAAAGGAAACUGGAUGGAUAUUGUCUGUAUAUUUAUGGAGUUGUUUUGAAGAAGCUGGACCUGACGCAAAGUGCCGUGAAUAUCCUGAUAGAGUCUAUCCACGCUUGCCCGAUGCUGUGGGCAUCAUGGGUUGAACUCUCACCGCUGAUUACUGAUAAGGAAAAGUUGCAAAGUCUGAAUCUGCCGAAGCAUUGGAUGAAACAGUUCUUCAUAGGCUACGCGUUGAUUGAACUGUACUUGAACGACGAAGGAUUGAAACAUUAUGAGGAACUGCAGGCGGCUGGCUUCAACAAAUGCGUGCACAUCACCUCGCAAAUGGCCAUCGCCUAUCACAAUAAAAGAGAUGUGGAUAAAGCCAUUGAGGUCUUUCGCGGGCUGCAACAAGUUGAUCCCUAUCGACUAGACAACAUGGAUACUUACUCAAACUUGUUGUUUGUGAAGGAGCUGAAAGCAGAUAUGGCGUAUCUGGCGCACAAAGCAGUGGAAAUCAACAAAUAUCGACCGGAAACGUGUUGUGUAAUAGGGAACUACUACAGCAUACGAGGGGACCACCAGAAGGCGAUCGUCUACUUUCAGAGGGCGUUGAAACUGAAUCCGCAGUAUCUGGCGGCCUGGACGCUGAUGGGGCAUGAAUUUAUGGAAUUAAAGAACAUUAAUGCCGCAAUUCAAAGUUAUAGGAAAGCUGUUGAGGUCAACCGACGGGACUAUCGUGCAUGGUACGGUCUCGGGCAGGCCUAUGAAAUACUCAAGAUGAAUUUCUACAGUUUAUACUAUUUCAAAAUUGCACACCAACUAAGGCCCUACGACAGUCGCAUGUUAGUUGCAUUGGCUGAAACUUACGAGCGCCUAGACAAAAAUCCCAAUGCCAUAAAGUGUUAUGAAAAAGCCUGCAACGUGGGUGAUAUUGAGGGUGUUGCACUUUUCAAAUUAGCGAGUCUUUAUGAGAAAUUGGGAGACGUGGAGAAAGCAGUUCCUGCGUAUGUUCAGUUUUGCAUGGACGAAAGGGCAACGUGUGAUAAGCAGUCACUGUUCCAGGCUUACAUUACUUUAGCGAAUUAUUAUGAAAGCAAAGGGAAUUAUGAGGAGGCAUCGCACUAUGCGUAUAAGUGCUUGGAAUCUGACGAGAAAAAAUCAGAAGCAAAAUCUCUUUUGAAAACCAUCGAGAAUAGACGGACACACCGACCAGCUACACCUCAUUCAGCCAGUGAGGACAUCGAUUGCCAUGAAGUUUGGAUGGAUGAAACGGAUAUGGUCAUAGAGAAUUCGCCGAGUGGAGAAAAUUCCUGUACAACCGAACCGAUUGCCAGACAGGACGAACAACAGCCAGUACGGGAUACUGGCGAUUUGAAUGAUCGAGAUGACGAAUUAGAUAUGUCGACUAUUUCAAUGGAUUAACAGUGGUUAUUUGUUAAUAAAGAAAAUUGAAGGA
Messenger RNA from Hermetia illucens (black soldier fly), 1990 nucleotides. Its product is annotated as cell division cycle protein 23 homolog. The coding region runs from base 136 to 1956 and encodes 606 amino acids. The transcript is spliced from 5 exons. Gene Ontology annotation, biological process: cell division. The record is from RefSeq and is a predicted model, not a curated record. Gene Ontology annotation, cellular component: anaphase-promoting complex. Gene Ontology annotation, molecular function: protein binding. Lineage: Eukaryota; Metazoa; Arthropoda; Insecta; Diptera; Stratiomyidae.